UAUCCGUCUAUAGAUUUAGAAAUACAUUGAUUCGUUUAUGUUAUUAAUGUUUAUUUUUCAUAUUUUUUUUAAUGGAGGGGUCGAAAUUUAUUCUUACGUAGGAAAUCAAAUACGCAAUCCUCUGUUAGUUUCUUCCUCGCUUUCAACGUGUUUGCCACCCGGUUGUCAUGGCAACUGGUCGUUCGUGACGACAUUCGAUUUAGUAGUGUUUGAGGGAGAAGGGAAAGCCGACAUCCAGGAGAAGAGUUUACUUAUUUUGCCCGGUUGACCGAAUGACAGUUGCGAUGCCAACGGAUACUGGAAGCGAAACGGUAGCAUUUACUACAGAGAAUACAGAUUCUGGUUUAGGAUUCUGUGGAUGGAUCUUCACACUUCUUUCUACUUUAGUAGUAGUUGUCACUUUUCCAUUUUCACUUCUCUUCUGCAUUAAGGUGGUGCAAGAGUACGAAAGGGCCGUCAUUUUUAGACUAGGCAGACUCUUACAGGGAGGUGCCAAAGGACCGGGAAUAUUUUUCAUCCUUCCCUGCAUUGAAAAUUACACCAAAGUCGAUCUGCGUACUUUGACAUUCGAUGUUCCUCCUCAAGAGGUGCUUACAAAGGAUUCCGUCACCGUCUCCGUAGAUGCUGUUGUUUACUAUCGAGUGCACAAUGCCACCGUUUCCGUUGCCAAUGUGGAGAAUGCUCAUCACAGUACUCGCCUUCUAGCACAGACUACCUUGAGAAAUAUGUUGGGUACCCACAAUUUGCACGAAAUUCUUGCGGAGCGAGAAGCCAUUUCCAAUUCCAUGCAGAAUGCUCUGGAUGAGACGACAGAUGCCUGGGGCAUUAAAGUGGAACGAGUAGAAAUUAAAGACGUUCGUCUGCCAGUGCAACUGCAGCGGGCAAUGGCUGCUGAAGCUGAGGCUGCCAGAGAAGCUAGAGCCAAGGUUAUUGCUGCUGAAGGUGAACAGAAGGCGUCUCGAGCCUUAAAGGAAGCUGCAGAUGUGAUAGCCUUGUCACCGGCGUCGCUGCAACUUCGCUAUCUCCAAACGCUAAAUACCAUUUCUGCAGAGAAGAAUUCUACCAUUAUUUUCCCCUUGCCUAUCGAUUUGCUUAGUCAGUUCAUCCCUAAAUAACAGCAUAUAACUCAUAAUAAGGAAAUCGUUCACAUUCCACUUCAACACUCACCAAUUUGAUGUUUUGUGUUGUUUUAAGAUAUUGCUUAACUUCUUUUAGACUUAAAAGAAAGAAGAAAUAUUUUAAAAUGUCUAUGGAAAAAUUUAUCUCGCGUAUAUGUAAACCUUGUAUUUUAAAAUGUUAUUGUUAACACCGUUAGUUCCUAGAAAGCAAUUUACACGUGGCUUCGAUUAAAUUUCUAGUCAAAUCUGGUACCUAGUUUCCAGCAGGAGCGUGUUGACGGUGCUCAUGUUGAACAGAAUCGUUCAGAUAAUGAUCUUGUCGAACGAAUACUUACCAUGUGUACCAUCAACACUAUCUUACUGAUAUAUUAAGUCGAGACUAGGUACCCAAAAGGAUUCGCGAGGAUUUUAUGUUAAAAUACACUGCUGACGCUUCCAUAUUGUAAGUGAUUUUAAGUAAAUUUGCAUAUUUCAGCAUUAGAUAAAUAAGAAAAUGAUCAUAAAUAUUCAUCAUUCUAUACUCUUUAUCCAAAUACCAAAUUAACGAUGAGUUUGGUACCCAUUCAAUCACUAUGUACUAUCGAAAGGUAUUGCUUAUUUUGUGUAUCUUCCACAAAAAUGGUUGCCAAUUGGAAUUUUUUAAAAUCAUUUUGACAGCUUUAUAUGUAAAUUUGAGAUCAAAAUUUAGUAAUCUUUUCUAAUAUGCACCCACAAAAUAUAUAGCCUAUACAUACAACUAGAGGCGGAUUCGGAAUACUCUUCUCUAAACAAAAAAAAAAAAA
Molecule: messenger RNA, 1900 nt
Organism: Centruroides sculpturatus (bark scorpion)
Lineage: Eukaryota; Metazoa; Arthropoda; Arachnida; Scorpiones; Buthidae
Product: band 7 protein AGAP004871-like
Exons: 7
Coding region: 273-1115 (280 amino acids)
Cellular component (GO): plasma membrane
Source: RefSeq, a predicted model, not a curated record